GUGGGAGAGAAAGCAUAAUUAUAAUAUUAAAAUAUUAUUUUGAAACAAGUAUUUAUGAAUGCUCGAGUUUAUAUGAGCGUUCAUGAUAUUUAUGAACUAUUUAAAUGCGCACAAUUAUAUUUUCAAGAGACUUGCAUUCAUAGAUGUUCCUAAUGCAGGCAAUUUUGUACGUCGAUGUUGGAAAAACCUUUCUACGCUAAGAAAUGGGGAAACUGCAGUUUGCAUCGUUGGAAGUGGUCCUGCAGGUUUCUAUACUGCACAGUAUUUAUUGAAGUUUCACCAAAGUAUACAUGUUGAUAUUUAUGAGAAGCUCCCUGUACCAUUUGGGUUGGUAAGAUAUGGUGUGGCCCCUGAUCAUCCAGAGACAAAGAAUUGUAUAAACCAGUUUACUGCAACAGUUAAAAACGAACGAUGUCAGUUCUUUGGCAAUGUCAAUAUUGGCAAGGAUAUAUUGUUAAAGGAACUCAAAUCCUGUUAUGAUGCAGUGAUUUUGUGUUAUGGUGCUCAAAAUGACCGAAAGCUAGAAAUACCGGGAGAGGAUACUCAUGGUGUUUAUUCUGCCAGAAGUUUUGUGGAAUGGUACAAUGGUUUACCAGCAAGUAGGGAAUUGAUGCCAGAUUUGAGUUCAGAAACAGCUGUUAUCCUUGGUCAAGGAAAUGUUGCACUAGAUGUUUCAAGAAUAUUACUCAAACCUGUCAGUAUGCUCGAGCAAACCGACAUAAGUGAGUACGCUUUGAAAGCUUUACGUGAAAGCAAAGUGAGAAAGGUUUAUGUUGUUGGUCGUAGAGGUCCACGUCAGACUUCAUUUACGAUCAAAGAGCUUCGCGAGAUGUUAAAACUCCCAGGGUGUCGGUCAGUUUUCGAAAGAGAAGAUUUUCUACCUUUGAACGAGCGAUUGUCAGAAGUCCCUAGGCAAAAGCGUCGAUUGCUUGAGCUACUUUGUAAAACUGCUUUAAACCCUCCCGAACACGAAACGUGCUCUUUCACGAAAGAAUUUAAACUGAAGUUCUGUCGUAGUCCUGUCGAAAUACUCCGCUCUGAAAUGGGAAAUGUCUCGGGCAUAAAGUUUGAAGUCAACAAUCUGAUCGAGGAUCCCCAUGGUUCUGUGAGAGCUGAAGGCAGUGGCAAAAUUGAAAUAUUAAAUUGUGGUCUUAUAUUCCGAAGUAUCGGCUAUCGUAGUACAACUAUAGAUGACGAUCUACCUUUUGAUAAUGAACGUGGUGUUAUCUCAUGUGAAACUAACAACGGCCACGUUACUGGAAUGCCAGGUAUUUAUUGUUGUGGUUGGGCGCGGACUGGGCCGAGUGGUGUCAUCUUGGCAACCUUAAACGAAGGAAGGGAAACUGCGAAAAUUGUAGUCGACGACAUCAAUAAAGGAAAUGUGCCAGACAUCAGGACAGAGAACAAAGGCUUUUUAGCCAUCUCAGCAAUUCUGGAAUCUCGAGGAAUAAAACCUGUAUUUUUUGAGCAGUGGGAACGUAUCGACGCCUGCGAACAACUGUUGGGCAGCGGCAGAGGCAAACCAAGAGAAAAAAUCACAGAUACCGAAUACCUUUUGGAAUUAGCUCAUGGUGUUAAAGAAUGCACAAAUGAUAAAUGAAAAUGUCGAUUAUUUCAUUUUUAUUUGUGAUAAAUACACAGAGUUAAUCAAAAAAAUUUAGACACUUCGAAAAACUUCUAUUAAACGUUCUCUGGUACAGCUGAUAAUAAUUUUUUUAAAAAUGCAAGAUCUUUAACCAGUGAAUGAACCUUUAUUAAUAGUCCUUCAAAAUAGGCCUUACGCAACAAACGUACUCAUAAACAAAGUAAUCCAGUUUAAUCACCCAGAGUCAAAAUAUGGACUGUGCGAUCUCUAAAACUUGGAUUUUUGUGUUUGUACCUUUUAAAACCAAGUUUUAUUACAUCAUUUUGAUAAUAAUUACAAGCAUUUCGGAAAUAUGCAUGAAAUAGCUACAAUAUGAAGUGAGCAAGCUAAUUCCAAAAGGUACAAAUAUUGUAAUAAAACGUGAUGUGAAAUGCACAAAACGCGAAAUAAUACAAGUUUUAAAGAUCUCGUGAAGGCCAGUUUUUGCCUCAAAUUGCUUGAAAUUGUUUUAUAAUUGAUAAAAAUGUAAUAAAUUAUCCGUGCUGAAA
This is a messenger RNA of Xenia sp. Carnegie-2017, 2133 nucleotides long. RefSeq names its product NADPH:adrenodoxin oxidoreductase, mitochondrial-like. Gene Ontology annotation, biological process: ubiquinone biosynthetic process. The transcript has 15 exons. Gene Ontology annotation, cellular component: mitochondrion. The record is from RefSeq and is a predicted model, not a curated record. NCBI's taxonomy places the organism in Eukaryota, Metazoa, Cnidaria, Anthozoa, Malacalcyonacea, Xeniidae. Bases 83 to 1600 code for a protein of 505 amino acids.